AUGCGCGAAUGCAGCGUUAGGGCGCGAAAAUCUGAAAAUGGAAUGUAUAUAAGAAGGAAGAACGGUAGCAAGAACAUCACAGCAUCCACAGCUCCUGAGGAAGUCCCGAAAAACGCGGGGCGAAACGCGUUGAGCCGAUAUCAUCAGACCAGCGAACCAGCAGUCCAGAGACCGUAUUUAAGACCUUUCUUUUUCUUUGUCUAUGCAUGUUGCUGA
Messenger RNA from Pelobates cultripes (western spadefoot toad), 216 nucleotides. The record is from the annotation of a GenBank genome assembly. Lineage: Eukaryota; Metazoa; Chordata; Amphibia; Anura; Pelobatidae.